Liolophura sinensis is the source of this 798-nucleotide messenger RNA. RefSeq lists its product as uncharacterized. The record is from RefSeq and is a predicted model, not a curated record. Lineage: Eukaryota; Metazoa; Mollusca; Polyplacophora; Chitonida; Chitonidae. Bases 128 to 439 code for a protein of 103 amino acids. The transcript has 3 exons.
GCUUGUGUCUCUGUUGACAGCCAGGCGAUUUUCAUAGUUACGGCACAUAGGCUAUAAGAACGGCAUUACGAAUGUUUCGUGCACGAUGGUGGCCGAUUAAAUCAAAGGGAAACGUUCAGUACAUUAUAUGUUAGUUUGUGUCAUGGCGUCGGAAGACGAUCCCAUGGACAUUUCCGAAGCAGACGAAUCUCCACAGUUGUGGACCGAUGCACAAUUAGAGGAACAAAGACGAAGAGAUGCUGAAUGCGAAGAGAGGCGAAAGGCUUUGGAAGAACAAAGCGUUAAGGCCGAGGAAAGACGACGAAAGGUUGCAAGGAAAUUGAAGGGCCUGGGCUUGCGCUGGAAACAAGUUGAGCAAAGGCGACUGACGAGGGAAGAGUCAAUGCGAUCUCUGCAUCAAGAAGCGGCCAUUUUGAUCGGAAAUACGGAAGCAACGUGAAGCACCCGCCCAAUAAAGACAUACAGAUCUUUUCUAACGGCUGAGGUUGUGUAGACUUCGAAUUUUCAAGAUUCAAUCUUUCCGUUUUCGAACAGAUGUCCGGUGGACAUAUCAUUUUCUUUGCACACGUCAGACCUUCUGAUUGCUAAUGUGGAUAUGGUGUUAAUUGUCUGACAACCCAAGUCAUCCAUCAUUAAGAAAGCUGUGUUACGUUUUUGUCUCGUGUAAUGAAUUGUUUUUCAUGAAUAUUAAUGUUACUUAAUUUUCGUAGGAAAGAUUCAUCUUCUCAAUAAGCAUCGAAUCCCCUUACCUACGUUUUGGUAUCGUGGAGACAAUAACCCGUGGAUAGAGCGGCACAU